Messenger RNA from Bombyx mandarina (wild silkworm), 1154 nucleotides. RefSeq lists its product as uncharacterized. Gene Ontology annotation, biological process: regulation of transcription by RNA polymerase II. The record is from RefSeq and is a predicted model, not a curated record. Gene Ontology annotation, molecular function: RNA polymerase II cis-regulatory region sequence-specific DNA binding; DNA-binding transcription factor activity, RNA polymerase II-specific. Gene Ontology annotation, cellular component: nucleus. NCBI's taxonomy places the organism in Eukaryota, Metazoa, Arthropoda, Insecta, Lepidoptera, Bombycidae.
AUGAGCGAGUCGCCGGGAGUGGAGUGGCUGCCCGCGUACAGUCCUGGAACUCCUCGCCACAGCCCCCUCGGACCGAUACCGCGCUUCCUUUACGAGGAUGUGCAGCCACUCGCUUUGCAACAGGAAAACAACAACAAGGACGAACAGAAGGAGAACACUAACAAAAUUAAACAUGCGAAACCAGCCUACAGCUAUGCAAGCAUGAUAAGGCUUGCAAUCAGCAGCUCUCCGAAUGGCAAGAUGACUCUGAAUGAGAUAUACACUUAUAUAUGUAAUGCAUUCCCAUAUUAUAAAGAGGCUGGGAAGGGUUGGAUGAACUCUAUAAGACACAACCUGUCAUUAAACAAAUGUUUUAUGAAAGUUGCUCGGAGUAAAGAUGAUCCAGGGAAGGGUUCAUAUUGGGCGAUGGAUACUAGUUACAAAAUGGCAGAGGUCACUCCUAGAAGACGUAGGAGUUUAAGGAUGGCACCGUACAGUCCAGAGUGCAGCUCGAACAGCAGCGGAGAAGCCGGGCCCCCCGCUGCCACGCCCACGCCUCCGCCGACUCCCACCACCCCCACCACUCCCACUUCGCCACACGUCCUGCCAGUCAAGGAGGAACCCGUCACCAAUGAGCAGUCUGAUUCUAAACACACGGACGAUGCGUUAUCGGCUCUGAUGAAUGAGGAACUAAUGACCGACGUUGACAUUACCAGAGAACGUUGGCUGUGCGAGCCCGGCCGGCGGCACGUGUGCGUGGUCGCCCGCCACAGCUCGCUCACGGACGACUACGGAAACUUCGGACACAACCCGCCGCGGCCCGACGACUGCGACUGUCCGUCCGACCCGCAGUACUACGAGCCCGAUGCGUUAUAACGCUGCACCUGUCCCCCCGUCCCCCCGCAGUACUACGAGCCCGAUGCGUUAUAACGCUGCACCUGUCCCCCCGUCCCCCCGCAGUACUACGAGCCCGAUGCGUUAUAACGCUGCACCUGUCCCCCCGUCCCCCCGCAGUACUGAGUGCGCUCGCCCUUCAUAAGCCGCUAGUGCAUUGGAUUAAAUGCUUCUACCCACAUUCGAAGGAUAGUCCAGUAUAGUACAGACGUUGUGGGUACAGAUUGACGUGCCCGCGCGCAGCCGCCGCCACGUCCGCACUCAGUAUCCCGUGUCGUAUC